AUGAAGGCCUCCAUCUUCGCCGGCGCUGUCGCCUACUUCGCUGCCCUCGCUGCUGCCUACACCACUCCGGUUGGCGAGCCCCAGGGAAACCCCUUCCACACUCCCGCCCGUGGUGAGAGCGUUCCCGUUGGAAAGUCGUACACCGUUACUUGGACUCCCACCUCCGAUGGAACCGUGUCGCUGGUCCUCCUCCGUGGCCCGUCGACCAACGUGGUCCCCAUGUACGCCAUCGCCGAGGCCAUCCCCAACACCGGAUCUUACACCUGGACCCCGGCUGCCACGCUCGAGGACGACGUCUCCCACUACGGAAUCCAGCUGAUCCAGGACGCGACCGGUUACUACCAGUACACCGACCAGUUCGGUGUCUCCAACAAGGCGGUCGCUUCGUCGUCCACCCCCGAGGCCGCCCCGGCUUCCACCGCCGCCCCUGAGGAGACGGAGGUCAUCACCCCGGAGUACACCACGUCGGCGCCCGCUGCCGCCGAGCCCACGUACGAGGCUGAGCCCACUGAGGCCGAGGUUGAGGAGGAGAGCAUCUCGUACUCUACCCACUAUGCCACCCUGACUUCUUGCGACUGCACUGAGACCCCCACUAGCUACGCUGUAGUCCCCACUGGAACCGGAUCCCAGGAGGCCGUUAACUCCACCGGAUACAACGUCCCGUCGUCCACCACCCCUCCCACCGCCGAGUACACCGGAGCCGGAUCGCAGCUUAAGGUCGGCGGUGCCCUCGUCGCUGUCGUUGCUGCCAUGGCCUUCACCCUCUUCUAA
Messenger RNA from Tricharina praecox, 771 nucleotides. Its product is annotated as GPI anchored serine-threonine rich protein. Bases 1 to 771 code for a protein of 256 amino acids. The transcript is spliced from 3 exons. Lineage: Eukaryota; Fungi; Ascomycota; Pezizomycetes; Pezizales; Pyronemataceae. The record is from RefSeq and is a predicted model, not a curated record.